Salarias fasciatus (jewelled blenny) is the source of this 3262-nucleotide messenger RNA. RefSeq names its product LIM domain and actin binding 1a (gene lima1a). Lineage: Eukaryota; Metazoa; Chordata; Actinopteri; Blenniiformes; Blenniidae. The coding region runs from base 87 to 2108 and encodes 673 amino acids. The record is from RefSeq and is a predicted model, not a curated record. The transcript has 10 exons.
GCGGUGACGCAGCGGCUCACGGAGUGUCAGGUGUCUCACUGGAAGACUGACUGCUGCACGGAAGUUCGCACAGGGACUCGCCAAAGAUGGAACCUGGUCCAUUCAGUCGAAAGUCUUGGGUGACGCAGUCCUUGCGUAUCACUGCCAAGGAGCUGUCUCUGGUCGGAGGCCGAGGCAAAAGCAAUGCCAUCGCAGAGCGCUUCUCCAAGUACCAGAAAGCUGCUGAAGAGUCAGCUGCAGAGAAGAAAAAAGGAUCUCAUGACGGUGCAGCGACCUCCAUGCGGUCAGGCAACCUGAGUGCUCUGAAGAAGCGUUGGGAACAAGCGGGGAGCUUCAAGGAGAAACCCGCCGCUCCACCUCCGAGCCAGCCUCGCUCCCAGCAGCGGCCUCUGUCCCUGACUAGGUUCCCUUCCACCAGUGAGUACAGUCCUCCACUGAAGAGUCCCGGCCCACAUCCUGAUCAGGGAGGCCAGCUCAAGCCGGACGCGGCGGCAGCUCCAAAGCGGGAAAAGCAAAGAGAGAUGGACAAGGAUGAGCCGACGUUCAGCAGACGACCUGAAAAGCCUGACGAGCAAGUUCCGACCAGCCCUCGCGGCUCUUCUGAGCAGCCUCGAGCGCUUCUGAACAACCUGAAGAUGAAGUUUGAGAAGGGAGAGGACACAGUGGUCAAGGGUGGCAGAACAACGCUGCGCAGCUCUUCAUCAGAGGACACGGAGCAGCACAGCAGCCCGCCGGUGUCUGACAGAGCGCUGGACUCAUCGUCCCUGAGGGAAAAGAUGGCCAAGUACCAGGCUGCUGUUAUUAAACAGGAAAACACGCGAUCCGGCGUGGCCUCAGAGACGUCUGCUCCAAAGUCACCUGCAGCUGUAAACGGACAGCACACUGCAGACUGCAAUGGGGAAAGCACCGAGCAACCCAAAGCGACCAGGAAGUUCACCCCGGCGGUGAGGGAGACGUGCGUCGUUUGUCAGAAGACGGUCUACCCGCUGGAGAGACUCGUGGCUUAUCAACAGACUUACCACAAAAACUGCUUCCGCUGUGUUCACUGCAACGCAAAGCUGAGUUUGGCGAAUUAUGCUUCCCUGCAUGGGAGCAUCUACUGUAAGCCGCAUUUCAGCCAGCUGUUCAAGUCCAAAGGCAACUACGAUGAAGGCUUUGGCCACCGGCCUCAUAAGGAGCUGUGGGAACCGCGAGUCGACGGCGAGGACGGGGAAGACGUCGCGAAGCCGAGAGAAGAGGACAGACCGGUGAAGGUGACGCCUAAAGCGGAGAGCGGCUCGGAGGCGGAGCCCACCACGCCCGUGGAGACGUCCCCUCAGGUGAAGGUGACGGAUAUCACCGCCUUGCUGGCGCGCGCCGGCUCCGCGGAAAAGAGCCAGCCCGCGGAGAAACCGGCCGAGGCGCGCAGGCUGAGGAUUGCCUGGCCUCCCCCGGCCGGCGAGGUGCAUUCUGGGAUGGCGCCGCUCAGUCCGGUCACGGAGGGCGUCCCCUCCAACCGAGCCAAGAGAGGGAAGUGGCCGCCGGAGGACGACUCGCCGUCGUCGUUCCAGAGCACGGAGCGGGCCGAGCUGACGAGCCUGAGGAGGAGCUCCUCCCUGAAGGAGCGCAGCCGACCGUUCACCGUCGCCGCCAAACCGACCGUCUCCCGCAGCGCGGGGCCCAGGGAGCCGCGGCGCCCCCUCAAGUCCCUGCUGGAAUGGAGAGCGUCGUUCGAGGAGAAGCAAGCGCCCAAAGAGUCUCGCGACGAAAAGAAGGCAGAUGUGGAUCAGGCGAAAGAGCAAAGCGAGCAGAAAGCGCCGAGUAAAGCCGCCGCCGCCGCCGCCAUGAGAAGCAAGGCCUCGCCGGAGGACGGGCCGCGGGAACCGGAUGCAGCGGCUGACAGGAAGGCCCGAGAAAGAGAAAGCUCUGUGAGGAGCCUCUCGCCCGAAAGCUCCCCUUCCCCGUCCCCCUCCCCUCCGCCGCAGCCAAAACACAACCGCGCCUCUCAAGACGUGGGCUUCUGGGAGGAGGACAAAGAGGGGAGCGACGCGGAGGAGAUGAGUGCCGAGGAUAUCAUCAAGAGGAACCGCCAUUACGACGAAGAGGAGGAGGAGGACUGUGAAUCAUAAGAGCGCCAUACAAUCUUAAUGUCAUGUCCACCCACCGUAAAACACUUUGUCAGGUUUAUUUCCUCAGUUUAUAGGUAGAUCAUAGAUUCAGCUUUGUGCAGUGAAGUACAUACUUUUUCCUUUUUUCUUUAUUUGCAUUUUACUCCUCUAAAGAUCUAAAGAUGUCGUAUUCAUUUCCUUUUUUGUUUUUUUAUAAUGCUUUAUAUGCUAUUAAUUUUACUGGAAAAUGGGUCCAUGUUAAAUUGAGUCACUGCUUCUCUGUACCUCAUGUUAUAAUUAUGUGCAUCAUAAGUGGCAUUUUAUGUCAAAGACACUCUUAAACUUAAUGUAGCACUUAAUGGUACGUCUUAAUUACAGGCUGUGCCAGAAUGCAUCAAUCACAGAAAUCCUUACGUGGCCUUCACAGACCGUGCUUUAUGAAAUGUUGGAGAAAUUGGGAGAAAUUGCUGUAAUCUAUAGUGAAAAUUGAACAUACGCGAAGAAUGUGCUGGAUUGGUAUUUAGCUCUUCUCCGAAACGACACUGUGCAAUUCUUCUCUCAGGGAUGAAAAAUGUGGUCAGGGCUCCCGAAAGUCCACAGUUUGUACUGUAUGUCUCUCGUCUCAUGGGACACUUUUCUACUCUGAUCACAGGAAAACAAAGUUUAGUUACUUCUCAUGUCCCAACAUCUUAAUGCCUGAACUGUUAAUUUUUUUUUUUUGUAUCAAAUGUUAACCUCUACAAGUAUCAGUUUUUUAUUGCAUGUAAAGCUACGGCAACAAACUAAAGCAACAUUGCACAGAAAAAUGAAGCAUCUUAUUUUGAAUAUUCUUUGGGGAAUCAAGUUUGUUCACUUUUUGGAAGGAAAACAAAAGCAAAAAACAAAUCCUGUUUGAAAUCAUGAAUUCAAAGAUUACUUAUCUCUGUCACAGUGAUUGACAACCUGGACUUUAUCGACGUUCGUCCCUGCAGCUGCCUGUUUUCUGUGUAACAUCUCAACGUGUGUCAUCUCUAAAGGCCUUCUGAUUUUUAAAUGUAGUCCAGUGUAUAUUAUAUGUAAAACACUUUCUAUUUUAUAACUUGUUAUGGAAUAUAUGUUUGCACAGUAGUUUUUAAUGAUUUGUAUGAUGCUGAUUUGGCAUUGGGAAACAAUUAAAAUUACCAGUAAAGACAGUU